AUGCUGGGGAUCUGUGGCCGCUGCGCUCCAUGCGGCGCACUUCUCAGGGUUGCGAGAAUUGGCGGGCCUCUGAUGCGGUGGCGUCCGGUACCGGCCGGUUCAAUUCGACACCCCUUGCUGCUGGAAUUGGAGCGGCUCGGCGUGGUGUUGGGAUUGCCCGUCGCCUGCCUUCCCGUUCCUCCUCCUCUAACUCCCCCGAUUCUUCCGUGGCGGACUCCUCCACCAACUCUGUUGUAAACGUCCGCCUCCCCUUCCAGUCGCUCCUCCUCGUCCGCCGCCUCGUCCGCCCCGCGAUGCCUGUAUCGAUUGGUGACGAAUAUUAUUCGUACUCGCCGCGGCCCGUUGUCAUGGCGUCGGCUGCAAUUGCCCCUCCUGCCUUGUCGUCCCCGGCGUCCGCGGCUGUGGGGAUGUCGCCUCUUUUCGCCCCUCGAUCUGCGCCGUCAUCGGUGACUCAGGUUGGCCUUGUCCUCGCGCCUGCUGCGCCGCCUGUUCCCGCCGUGGCGACGUUGUCUGCGCCUGGCGUGGCGCCUGGUCAUGCGCCUGUGUCGUCACCUGCUCCCGCGCUCGCCUCGGCAUCUGCUCCUGCGCCCGCCCCUGGGUUUGUUGCGGCGUCUGAUCCUGCGCACUCUCCCGCGCCUGCGCCGGUGGUUCCACCUGUCCCCGUGCCUAUGGUUGCGGGGUCGUCUGCUGCCGAUGGAGAGGCCUCUGUGCCGCCACUGGUUGCGUCUGCCGUGGCGCCUUCUGCUACUGCUGGUGCAGACCCGACUUACCAGCCACCUCCAGCCACCAGCGCCGGCCUGAGCUCGGCGGAGCCGGUGACAAUGGCCGACUUGCAGCGAGUUGUGUCUGACGCGAUGCGCGAGGAGCGGAACGGGCAGGCGAGCCUGAGCAAUUCGCCGCGCCACGCUCCUGCGCCGGUGUCUCAUCCUCCGCCUGCGCCCGCUCCUCCUCUUCCCUCGACUGCCGCUCCUCCUCUUCGUGCUCCCGCCGCGUCCGCUGCUGCUCAAGGGAACCGUCUCCGGCUGCCGUGGGUUCCUCCUGUGGCGGGCGUGGAGUUUGUAACUGUGGGCGGGGGACCAGUGACGCCGCAGUAUCCGUCCCUGCUGCCUGUUGCUCCUGAUCAUCCGGCUGCUGAUCUUCCGGUACAGUCGCUGGUAGGGCCUUCUCCUUCGGCGGAUGUGCCCGAGGCGUCACUCGGGCAGCUGUGGCGCCUCUCCGAGGGUCGGAGGGCUGUUCACCUGAUCCAUGUGUAUUGCCACGCGGCUCUUUCUCGUGGCGUGCCUCUGGUAGGCGGCCCUCUGGAGGAGUGCUCGGAUGCCGCUGACCGGCUUGCCGAGCUCCUUGCGCCCGUGUUGGCUGCGCCCGCGCGGGGUGGAGUUGCGGGCGUUGGACAGCUUGGGACUGCGCUCCGUGGUCUGCGCCGGGUGAUGCGCGCAGCGACUGCAUUCGACCUGAUCGGCGCAACCACUGUGGUGGGUGCACGAGCUUCAUCGCUCGCUGACGGGUCUUCUCGCCGUCCUUGA
This is a messenger RNA of Closterium sp. Naga37s-1, 1523 nucleotides long. The record is from the annotation of a GenBank genome assembly. NCBI's taxonomy places the organism in Eukaryota, Viridiplantae, Streptophyta, Zygnematophyceae, Desmidiales, Closteriaceae.